This is a messenger RNA of Parnassius mnemosyne (clouded apollo), 3924 nucleotides long. The record is from the annotation of a GenBank genome assembly. Lineage: Eukaryota; Metazoa; Arthropoda; Insecta; Lepidoptera; Papilionidae.
GUACAUGUAUUCUGUGGGCUGCAAUGGCGUCUUUGUGAGUUGUUUUUUCGCACCAAAUUUUCUCAAUUUAAUGUUUUGAAUACAGAAAUUAAUGUUUACGUGUUGGAUUUAAGGUGCCUUCUGUAAAACUGUUAGUUUUUUCAUAAUUUUAAGUUGUUUCAACGUAUGUUUUAAAUACCAUGUUUUGUACUGGGCGAGGCGAUUUUGUUAAUGUGUCCUUAAUCGCUCAAAAAUACACAAACUACGCGUUUAAAAGCAUUUAACGUGUGUAUUAAUCCAAUAAGUUGUUUUAAAGAGCAAAAAUGGACAAGAAAAAUAAAAAGAGGACUGUUAUUAAGCGGAAAAGUGACGAUCCUGUUGAGAGUGAAAAGAAAAAAAUCAUGGUGAAUAGAAAAGUUGAAGAAGAUAAGGACAAAGUUGAGGUUGUGAAUCAAGUGGUGGAGGUUCCUGCAGAGCAGGGUCAACAAAUCGUUCACACGGGUCAGUUGGUGGAAGGCAAUUUCGAGCAGCCGGUAUUUGUAAAUAUGAAAGGAGAACCUGUUCAGUUAGGGCCAAAUACGGUCAUCUUAUAUGAACAGAGUGGGAAUCCUUCAAAUUUUGCGUUUGGCGGUAUGUGGACAAUGGACUCCUCGGGUAGGAUCGUUAUGGCAGAGACUAUUUAUGACGUCAAAGGAGAACCCGAUGAAGAGACCGGUACUUUCGUUCAGAAUACUACUGAAGUUAGUAGUCAACCAGUUGAGGAGCAAACUAGCACAUAUCAACAGUAUGAAUUAAGUACCAAUACUCAAGUGGAAGGGCAAGAAUAUGAGGUGGCCAUCAUUGAGAAUCCAGGGGAUACUAAUGAGAGGUCUACAGAGAAUGAGGUGAUAUCAACGGAGGCUCAGUUGGUGGCAACAGGUCCCGGUGCAGUUCGUUGGCUGAACCAGAAGUAUGACUUUGUUGUGAGAAAAUUGCAGUUGAAUUAUGAUGCCGGUGUGAAACUGAUGUACUCACUAUCCGGGUGCAUCCAGUGCGUAUAUCUAACUACCCCCAGUAUGCAGCUUGCGUUCAAUGCAGUUCCUCAAUUUCUCUGCAUAGAAACAGGUAUAGAGUUCAACAGCAGUAUGUCGACUGUGAACGGUUCUGGUACAUCCAGAAUUAAGCACAAUGUCACUCUGUUCCUUGCCGAGGAUGGAAAUGGGAAGUCUGUCAUAGUUAGUGCUGGCAUAUCAACGCUGAUUGGUGAGGAUCUCACGUGGCUGCUGGAUACCUUCAAGUCCUGCAAUCCGGCAUGGCGACAAGUGCGAUGUAUCGUGUGUGAUCCCACUAAGAGUGAACAGGUGAUUAAUAUUUAUUAACAGUUUGAUUCCAAUGCGUCGCCAACUGAGGGGCGGAGGUAGCCAUCUCUCUGGUGAUCCGGUGUUAAAAUAGAGAGGAAGAAUUAAGUCAGUAAUUAAUUAAAAAAGUCAUAUAAAACACAGCAGCCUCAUACUGCUAUUUAAUGCUGGCGUUUUGUGCCAGUGUGGUCCUUCCACAGUAGAGUGACCAAUGCAACAACAAUAACACCAAAGAGAAUAUAAUCACUACGUUUAAGAGGCGGGACUUCCUAACAAAAAGUAAGCUAGUAGUUCUCGUGUGGUCCCAUAUGAAUUUGAUCAAGUAGAUAUAAUAUAUAAUAGAUAGAAGAAGAUAGUUUUUGAGUUAUUCUUGAGGCCUAAACAGUGGUUGAAAUGCCUAAAUCGUGGAUAUUUAAGGCGCAGGUUGAGCAAAAUGUCGCGCUAGUCGUUAUUUGGGCGGUUUUUAGGAGCUAUCUACUUUUUAUUUAAAAGAUAUAUCAACAAAUAAAAAACACAUUAUAUUUCUACAUAAUCUUGAUUCCAUAAAAGCUAUACCCAAUUUUUUUUUAAAGGAAUAAAUAUUAAUAUAAUCUCCUUACAACGAAACCACAUAAAUGUGAAAUUAUUAUUGAUAACAUGCAUCUCCUCGUAAAGUAAGUAUUAUUUUAUUUUGCGAUUUACACCAAUGGAUAGGCAAUUUAUUAAUAAACAUUUCUAUAGUAAAUUUUUUUUCAAAACACCAAAAUUUGAUUUUAUUAAGAAAUUAUUUUAAAAUCUGGGCAUAUUUACUGCUCACGGGCUUGCUGAAGUCAGUGAGCGCUGAGCUCUUCGAUGUGAAGCCCGUGUCGUUAGAGCGUCGACCAACGCAUACGCCACGUCAUAUGAGUCGAUAAUAUUAUUACUUAUUAUUACGGAUCGCCGUAAUGCCGUGCGAAAAAUGGAAUAAAACGCGCUGGUCUUGCUUUUAACUGGAGGCAAGCGGCGGUGAGGAGGAACUUGUACUUUUUCUUUUCUUGCUGGUGCCUUUUCGGUGGCUGGAGAGCGACUGUUGACCCUAGCGGCCGGCCCGUCUUUUAUAUGAUUUUUGCCGCUGCUGGCCAGCGGACCCUUGCCUCACCCCCGCGCCUAUCUUUAUUUAUUUAAUAACCUUACAAACUAAUAAACAUAAUUCACUAUAUAAUAUUCUUAUAACUACUUGUUAGACUAGGGUGUACAUAUCAAUAUUUUUACUUAUUUACAGGUUUACAUUAUAAUUUUCAGCUGCUUUAGGCGGAGAAUCCUUCCCCCCGCCUCAGCACUAUAAAUAUAAAACGUCGUGGCGCGGUGCGCGUGGCUUCAUUUGCUCCUCGGCCGCGUCACGAUAACAUGCUCUUUGGUUACACUACUACUAUUUUUUUUAUGUGCCUAACGGCCUAAUAUAUUUAUUAUAUAAUAAAGUAAACAUUUAUUAUAUUUAACAAUUAUAGUUUUCAUUAGAAGACUAUGCUAACUCUCCCUGUUCAUACGGUGCCUUUAUUUGGGAGAGUUAUUGCACAGUUACAACUCAACCUUAAACUUAGUUAUAAUACAAUCAUUAUUUUUUAUCGUUCGAUACAAGUAAUACAAUUAUUUACACAAAUUAUAAUUUAAAUUCAACAUAAGGUUGCGCUAGUUCCGCCGUAUAACCCUUGCUAGUUGUCGAACCAGAGGCGUGGCCUGAUAAUUACACCGUCGUCCUGGCUCCGCCCACCGCUCCUAGGUUGUUCAACUAGCGCCGGUUACAAUAAGCAUUUUCUUUCGUUUGUUUAAUAUUGUUGCGUCGUGCACACUUAUUAGGUUAUUUAUAGGUAGUAUUAUUUGUUUGUUUUGGGUAUAAUUUUUCGUAUUAGUUAUACAUAUAUUUGUUGUGUUUUUUACUGCGCGAUGAAGAUUUUUGCGUGUAUUUUCUUUGAAGUAAAUGCAAAUAAAAAAAUGAAGCACCAUUAGCAUGUAAGGUUCGAAUCCAUAAUUAAAAUUUCGACAAAUAUUAUAAUUUACACUAUAAAAGGCUAAUUCAAUAUUAUCACCCAACCACAAUAUCUUAUCAGGUAUAGUACUGCCUCGUUGGUCUAGUGGUUGUAGUAGUGCGACUGCUGAUCAUGAGGUCCCGGGUUCGAAUCCUGGGUCGGGCCAAAAAGUCAGUUAUGAGUUUUUCAUUUAUGCUCUAAGUUAUAAUUAGUAUUACUAAGUUAUAGUUUUUUGCUAAAAUAUAGUAUAUUAUUUAUUGCUUGUUUUUUCUUCUUUUUCAAAAAAUAAUUGAGUACAUAAGGUGUUCUAUACUUAUAACUCGGUAAAAAGUACUAAUAUACCUACUUUUUACUAUAAACUAAAAAUUUUUAAAACUAAAUUUAACUAAAAAGACUAAACUGACCAUUUAUUUUUUAACUCAUAACAGGACAUGGGUUUAUUUAUACUCUAAAAACUAUAACUUUAUACAGUUAGUGUUCACUAUAAAAUUAUAUUCGGUAUAGACGGUAAUUAUUAAAUGCAACAUAUUUUUUUUUAAUUAUUAAUUACAUUUGUCAGUGGAUUAAAUUUGCUUUAAUAAAGUUGGUGAUGAUUUUAAAUAAGAAUAAAAUUCUGCUCUAGU